This is a messenger RNA of Beta vulgaris subsp. vulgaris (sugar beet), 1298 nucleotides long. RefSeq lists its product as uncharacterized. The coding region runs from base 182 to 1009 and encodes 275 amino acids. Gene Ontology annotation, biological process: rRNA base methylation. The transcript is spliced from 8 exons. Gene Ontology annotation, molecular function: rRNA (pseudouridine) methyltransferase activity; rRNA binding. The record is from RefSeq and is a predicted model, not a curated record. Gene Ontology annotation, cellular component: nucleolus; small-subunit processome. Lineage: Eukaryota; Viridiplantae; Streptophyta; Magnoliopsida; Caryophyllales; Amaranthaceae.
GGGCUGAUAGGAAGAAAGUUAGUAACCCUAACCCUUCAAAAUACAUAGAAUUCCAUCUCUUAUUACAGAAUACAUAUUACACCAGUUUCUAUCUGAGAAGUUCACUUUCAUAUUUCCAGUAUCGAUUCAAGGAAAGAAAUUGAAGGAUUUUCGACGACUCUAAAAAAUUGAAGGUAUCAAGAUGACAAGACCAUUUGCAGUGAAAGCUGGUAAGAAAAGGAAGAAGAGAGAAGAAAAUUAUGAUAAGGAAGAAGUUGAAUUGGUGAAAGAGGAAACACCAGCUGCCACAGCUGAUACAAUAGCUGAGGAUGAAAAGAUAGUGGAAGAUUUGGUGCAAGAUAUGCCUGGCAUCCCCAUUACUGUAUCGAAUUCGACAAUCCGCUCCCGGGCUAUUUUCAUCCUUGAAAAGGCUUCCCUUGAGGUUGCCAAAGUUGGAAAGAGCUACCAAAUUUUGAACUCUGAGGACCAUGCAAAUUUUCUGCGGAAACACAAUAAGAACCCAUCCGACUAUAGACCUGACAUCGUUCAUCAGGCUCUAUUAAUGAUUCUGGAUAGCCCCCUAAAUAAGGCUGGAAAGAUACAAGCUGUGUAUGUUAAAACUGAGAAAGGUGUACUUUUCGAGGUUAAACCUCAUGUUCGUAUCCCAAGAACAUACAAGCGUUUCGCUGGCAUUAUGUUGCAAUUGCUACAGAAGCUGAGCAUAUCUGCAGCUGGCAAACGGGACAAGCUUUUUCGUGUUAUUAAAAAUCCUGUCACUCAGUACCUACCUGUUGAUUCUCGUAAGAUAGGCUUUUCAUACAGCUCAGAAAAAUUGGUUGACAUUCAAAAAUAUGUGACUGCUGUUAAAGACGACGUAAAUUUUGUCUUUGUGGUUGGUGCUAUGGCUCAUGGAAAGGUUGAUGAUGAGUAUGUUGAAGACUACAUAUCAAUCUCAGGUUAUCCGAUGAGUGCUGCGUGGUGUAUAGCAAGAAUUUGCGAGGGCUUGCAACAGAAAUGGAGCGUCUUGUGAAUUCUUUUGUGGGUUUAGUGAUAGCUAUUGGUAUUGUCCGGAUUUUCGCUUUCGUUUUGUGUAAGAGAAUAUGCCGAGCAUAAAGCUAAAGUAUCAAAAUUUUGUAUCAUUUACUUUGUAGUUGUCUGAAUUUAAGCUUUCAGUUCGUGCAGGAGAAUAUGCUGCUAAAGUUUUGAAAUUAUUUAUCAUCUAUUGCAGAUGCCUAGCCUCAAUACUAAUUCGUUUUAGGCAAUGUGGUGAAAUUUCGACAAUUGAACCGAUUUGUUAGUGAGAAAUUUCGACAGCUGAA